AUGUGGAUUGGACCUCAUCGAAAGACUAUUAUUAGGAACAAAGAAUGUGUCGAGAAAGUGGUUCCAUCGAUUCCUCGUAUUCAUGCUGCACGCAUUCUUUGUAGCCUUCUAUCCCAUAAGAAACUUCUUAUUGGUACAAUGGAAUGGGAGUUUGAUGGAGAUGCUGUUGAGAAGUUUAAGUCAGAAUCUGAAACCGCAAUUAGAAACAUGACAGAUAAGAUUCACAGUUUGGUGGACUUUCUUCAAAAGUUCUCCAGAAAAUCCCAUGUUUUCCGUGCCAACCAGCUAGUGACCACUAUUAAUAUGAUCUAUGAAAUGGAAGAAUUGCUCAGAAAUAUGUACGUCCCGUCGGAUCUGAAGAAAAUUGAGCGGAUCAGUGUGUUGCUCUCAGGAGAAUCGUUGACUCCUAUCCUUUCCAUGGAUACCUACUUACCCUUGCGUAUAGGAGGGAUUGCACGGUGCUCUGAAAACAUCUCCCAUGAGUAUGACGAGAAAAGUCCGGAUUUUUUGGAGAAGUUUGUCUAUAUGAGCGCUCUGACGGCUGGAUUCGGGGUCUUGCGUUUUGCUAAAUUUGAUGACAUCGCAAGAAGAAUCUGGGAUAGGCUCAGGAUGCCUGUUACUAUAAUUUCUGAUGAAUUGCAUAUGAAAGUGGAACUGGCGGGUUCUUUCAAAGGGGAUAUGACUCUUUUCCAUAUGAGAUCUCCGUGUGGAUAUUGGAUUUAUAUGAACAACUCUUGUGGUCUCGGCUGGUUGUGCAAACGAUGUGCCGAUCCAUUUGAAUUCAAAUAUUACCAAAAUUUGGGACGUCGAUGUGUCUUGGAACCGGAGUGGAAUGAUAUGGUUGCAUGGGGACAGACUGUUCGUAUGAAGAAUAAUGUAGAAGAAGCAAAGAAGAGAUAUAGGGAGGAUGAGAGGAAGAAGAAGAGUUCUGGAGACAUGACGGUGAUCCAGAAGAUGUGGGGAAUCGGAAGGGAGGUUGCUGAAGAUUCUGGUGAUCAAGGAGUGGAAGAUAUUAGUCAGAAGAUGGCAGAAGAUGGAGUUGUGGUCGUCAAAGAUUCUGAAGACUCUGAAGACGUGACCGCUCCUGAAUCUCAUGAAUCUAUGAAGCAAAGUCAAAGCCUGAUCAAUAAGAAAUCCAACGAAGGCAAGCAGGAUUCAGAAGACUCUGAAGACUUGGCAACUCACAAUUCAGAUGAAUUCACAAAGCAAUGUAAAUUCCAAAAAUUGGCGAUUUGUAUCACUAUGAAUGAUAUGGAUUUCUUUGUGCCACGUGUCAGAGUUUCAGUCAAGGAUUCUGGAAUUCUGAUUAUGAUUCAUACGGGGAUAGAUAAGUUUUUGAGAAUCGAGAUUGCAGGAGGACCUGAUGGGAAGACUGUUAUUAGGAAAUUCCAAAACAGCUACAACCGAAAAGAUGGCAUCCAGAAAGUGCUUCCAUCUACUCCACGCUACCAUGCAGCUCAAAUUCUAUGUGGUCUUCUGUCUCACGAGAAAUCUCUUAUUGAUACAAUGGAAUGGGAGAUUGAAGGAGGGAUCAAUGUGAAACAUCAUGAAGAAGAAACAGAGAGUGUUAAAGCGUCUCUCGUCAAAGAGGUACAUUUUUUGAGUGUUCUCCAAAAAUACUCUGGGAAAUCCCGUGGGAUUUUCCGUGCGAACAAACUGGCAACCUCUUGGAAUAUGACUCCGGAAAUGGAGAAUUUCCUGCAGAAAAUUCUGGUUCCAGCGGAUUUAAAGAGUAUAGAGAGAAUCAAUGUGACGCCAUCGGAGAAGUCAAUGACGCCCCUUUUUUGCUUUGAUACCUACCUGCCUUUGAGUGAUAGAGGCGUUCCGUGUGGAACCAAAACCAUCGGUCACGAAUAUAUUAAAGAGAUUUACGAAGCAUUCGGCUACAUGAGCAUAUUAUCCCCUGGAUUCGGACACUUCCGUUUUGCAACAUACGAUGACUACGCGAAAAAUAUUUGGGAUAAUGUCAAAUACCCGAUUAAAAAUAUUAAUCAAAAGUUGUACAUGAAAGAAGAGCCGGCGAAUUCUUUUAUGGGAGAAUUGACUCUAUUACAUAUGAGAUCUCGUUGUGGAUAUUGGAUUUAUGCAGUGUUGGAUAGUAAACUGGACAUUUUCAAUGAAUAUCGUGUUUAUAACAAGAUUUGUGGCCUCGGCUGGUUGUGCAAACGAUGUACCGAUCCAUUCGAAUACGAUUAUUACCAAAAUUUGGGACGUCGAGUGCUCUGCGAGCCGGAGUAUAAUGAAGUCAUUUCGUGUGGAUUCGAGGAGAAUCGACAUGAGUGGUCGCCAAUGAUUGAGGGCGCCAGAAUAAAGUAUGAGAAGAAUGAGGAGAAGAAGGAGAAGAAGGGGAUUCAGAAGAUGUGGGGAUUCUGGAACGGUGUGUCGGAUUCUGAAGAUAAGAAUAAGGAUGAGCACUGGCCCAUUAACGAUUCUGGAGAGACCACUCACAGCUCUACUGACUCGGAAGAUAGUGAGAAGAUGUCGGAUUCUGAGAAUGACGGAUCUGAGGUUUCUGAAGACGCCAAAACUGAUGUAGUCAUAAUCCAGGAGCCCGUCAUCGAGAAGAAGGUUCCAGAGGAUUCAGAUUUUGAAGCCGAGGAGAACGAUUCCAAAAAGGAUUCUGGGGAUUCUACUCACAGCUCUAUUGAUUCAGAAGAUCAGGAGAGUAGUGAAGAUUCUGAGAAUGAAGAAUCUGAGGUCAAGGAGAGUGUUCCUAAGGAUUCUGAAGACGCCAUUAAGGAUUCUGGAAGUGUCAAGAAGGAUUCUGAAGCGGGAGUUGAUUCUGAAGACGCCAAAAUGGAGGAUGAGGCUUUUGAAAACGAUGUAGUCAUUCAGAAGACCGGUCAGAGGGAGUUGCUCAUGGAGAAAAAGGUUCCAGAGGAUUCUGAUUCAGAUUCUGAAGUUGACAAGAACGAUGCCAAAAAGGAUUCUGAAGCUUCCGAAGACAUGGAACCAGAUGGCUUCACUAAAUUCAUGAUGAUGGGCCGGGCAUUGAGUGAAGAGAGAAUGAAAGUCUCUAUUUCGAUACUGAUUGUGAUGAUAGUCUAUGUGAACGCAUUUGACCUACUUAGAAGAUACGAGAGAAAUGCUACAGAAUCCCCAUUAAACGCUAUGAUCUCUAGACAUAUGAGAAUUGCCCAAAUAUUCAAUGCUCUCUAUAUAAACAUGGGAUUGACUGACCAUUCAAUCAAUUAUAAAGAUGUGGUAGCAGGAAUCAAGGCAAAGUAUAAAGUGGUGGAGGAAUUAAAAGAGGAGUUGGGAAGAGAAGUGAUCAAAGACAAUAGUACGGAUAAUAUACCAAAAUUUAUCACUGGGAAGAAAAAAGUUUAUAUGGAAACGUUCGCUCAUUUGAAGGUCGAUCCUGCUAUCACUGUUGUAGAUAUUCUCAAUAAAAUGAAAGAUUCGGAUGGUUUAGAUGACGAGGAUAAACGAAAUGCAACUUCAUAUAUUGACGCGUGUUACAAAGUCGCAUUUAAUUUAUUGGGAUACUCAAGAAAAGUGUUAACUGAUUUAAACAAUGCUGAAACACUACACACUGGAAUUCAGUUGGUAGUCAACCUUCGUGAUCAUUCGGAUGGACUAAAAGAGCUUUAUAGUAUGUUUUCAAAAGUGGAAAGCGGAAUGCAACAGUUGGAAAAAAUUGAAAUAACUUCAGUCAAGCAAAACCUAAGUCUUAUUCUGGAAGUUCUUCAAGAACUAUACCAACCAUCGACCAAUGUAUCAAUUGCUACAGCUUUUAAUUCAAGUGAAGUGAGUGUUAGCAAUCUGAAAAUAUUGGUCUCUUGCCUCAAUGUGAUUAGAGUUGAUGACGCUAAGAUCCAUGAUGAAAUUGAAGGAUUAUUGAGAAAUUGGAUAAACUUUAAAACUGGACUUCAAAAUAUUGAAAAGACAAUGGCAGACUACAAAGAUUUAAAUAAAUUGGCAGAGGAGUUAUACAAUAAAAGAGGUGUUGUUGAAAGGUUAAUAGAUGAAAGUUUUGAUGACUUCAAGACAAAAACUGGAUCUGAGUAUAUUGGAUAUUUCCAAAAGUUAUCAACAGAUUUAUUUGCUCCGCUCAAACAAGAUCAAAAUUUUACGGAUGCAGUGACAUUGUUCAGUAACUUUGACAAAAUGUUAACGGAGAUUGGAGCAAUUCAAAAUUGGGUAUUCGACACACUACAAAAGAACAAAAUCCAAAAAGCUGAAUGCAAACCGCUCGAAUUCGAUGUGAAUUCCUUGGACAAUAUUAAUGAAAUACCAACCGCAGUGUCUUCAAUGAAAUCUGAGAAACCAAUUGAAAAGCUUCUCCCCCUUUUAGAAGCAAUUUCAACAGUUAAAACAGGAUUGGAAUCACUUAAAACCACUCGACUUUCGUACGACGCUCCCACAAACCCAAUGACUACCAAACCACCUACGAAUCCAAAGAAGCCAACUCAACAGCGUCGAAAACGAGCUUCUGGAGCUCUUAACAUCAAAAACAAGCAGAGUCUCUCAGAAGUAGCAUUUGGAAUUCGAUCUCUGGAAAGAAUGAAUCAAAUAACUCAACUUGAAAGUGACUUGAAUACAGUAAUCACCAAAGGGGAUACUGUAGUGGCGGCGAUUCGGAAUGAGAAGGAUCCGAAGAAAAAAGGAGAGAUGGAGAAGGUAUGGAACAAGUUUCCAGAAGUUAGAUCAGCUUUGACUAGUCUACAAACUAAGAUAAAGGGAGUCAUGGCGAUGUCAACUGCCGCAGAAAAAAGUCUGACAGAAGUCUCCACAAAAUAUAAACCACUUGGAAGCGUAGAUUUCAAAGAGAAUAUUGAUCUACGCCCGUUGAGACUCUCCCUGAAACUUUUGAAUCCACCAAACAAGGAAAUCGAGCAAGCACUUGAGAAUCUGGAUGAUGCGCUGUCGAUGGAUUGGGCGUUGGCCCACGCUAGUUUUGUGAAAAUUCCAAAUUUGUUGGUGGGUCUUGAAAAAGAGUUCAAGGCGUUCUUCGAGGAGUCUAAGAAGGAGCAUAAGAAUCGUCAAUUCGAUGAGGCGAAAGAUAAAAGUUUUAUGGAGAAGAUUGAGGAGAACAUGAUGUGGGUGAUCAUUGGUGGUGUCGCUUUUCUGUGUCUUUUGAUAAGUUCGAUUGGUGGCAUGGCUUAUGGAAUCUGGUGGUUUAUUAAUGUUUAUGAUCCGGAGAUGAAGAAAAAGUUAGAGCCGGAUGAGAACUACAAACACGACGACGAGACGAAUAUCUACUCGUACAUGCAAAUGCAAGACGCCCGUCUUGAUCUGAACAAACGAGACGCGACCGGCCAGCCGCCACUCUGGCAAAUGAUUCUGGACCGCGACUAUGAGGGAAUGAAAAAGUAUGUGCUAGCCGGCGGUAUUAUCGAUCAGGACCUAAAUGGCACUUUCCAUCGGACGUGUCUCCACGAGCUGGUGCAUUUGCAGCAAAAAGAAAUGUGCUACUUCUUUUUGAAACACGCCGCCGAUCAGAACCUUCAUGACUAUGAAGGAGAAGAUCCGGACUUGUUUGCGGAUAGGUUUGGAAUGUAUGCUAAAUUUGAGGCCUAUUUCCACCGGAGAGAACAAAACCCGGAUUCUUUUUUUAGAGACCUACCAGCUCUUCCGCGGCCAUGGAAUGUUCUAGUGUUCGAUAAGAAAGCUCUCAAACGAAAACUGCGGAAAAGACUUCCACUUAGAAUCAAGAAGAACAUCACAUGGGGCUACGAGCCGGGCAUGAAACUCAACGACUUCACACAUAUAGUACUUCCGCAGGAGAUGGUUAAAGACAGGGACACCCUCAUACUCGAUGAUGACGAUAUGAUCCGUUGGCAACUGAUGGCGUGCUGGGGGUCGUUGAUCUGCCACGAGUGGUUGGAGGAGUUGACGACGCAUCCCGAGAAACAUGAGUGGUUGAUGAAGAAGGAUUGGAAGUAUUAUGUGGUGAACACGUUCUACAAUGGAAAUAAGCAUGAGAAGAAGAUUUUCGACUGCAAGACACUUAUUCAUAGGUAUCGGCCAGCGCUACUAUGUGAUAUAUCGAUUAUGAUUCUGAAGACAGAUGAUGCAAAGUUGACGGCUCAGCAAAAGAAAUGGGAGAAGAUAAUCGAAAUGUUUGGUGAAAAAUUGAUCAAGUUAAAAAAUCCGUUUUCAAUUGUGUACUCACCAAAAACUAUAAAUCCGUACUACAUGAUGGAUUAUGACUAUUGGUAUAAUCGUAAUGAAAAGAUCUGCCAUUCAACUUGGAUUUUGAAAUGCGAGGAUAGCAAGACCAAGCAGCAGUGGAUUGAUGACUGCAGUGAAUUAAUGCUAGUUGAUUAUCAUUACCUGUUCGAAUGUCUUGCCCGUCAUUAUCUGCUUCCAUUUGAUAAUCUAGUCGUUGAGAUUGCAAUGAAUGAAAAGUUUGCAAAGGAAGAAGCCGAGGAGAAAGCGAAAGCUGAGGGAGCUGAAAAUUCCACUACCUCAACAACUAAUUCUACUCAAUCGACCGUAUCACAGGUGCAGAGUAAAAUGGGAAGUGCAUCGAAGAGUCGAAUGACUGUGGCCGAUUUACCGGAUACGGCGAAACCGAAGAAAACCACUAAGAAAAAGAGACCGUCAAAGUCGGUAAUGAAGUGA
This is a messenger RNA of Caenorhabditis remanei, 6570 nucleotides long. RefSeq lists its product as uncharacterized. Bases 1 to 6570 code for a protein of 2189 amino acids. The transcript is spliced from 23 exons. The record is from RefSeq and is a predicted model, not a curated record. NCBI's taxonomy places the organism in Eukaryota, Metazoa, Nematoda, Chromadorea, Rhabditida, Rhabditidae.